GAACAUUUCAUUUUACAACCCUAGCCGCUCUCUUUCUUUCUCUCUCGAUCUCAGUGAUGGCGAGUCGACGAAUCUUAUCAUCGCUCCUCCGUUCAUCUCAGUCCAGAUCCAAUUCCAAAUCCUCCUUGCUCGGUAGCCGCAGCCCUAGGCUACCAUCACCAGGUCCCGCGCGUCGCCUCGCUCCCCUCCUCGGCCGUGUCGCCGAGUAUUCGACCUCUUCCCCGGCUCCUCCGCCGUCGUCGUCUUCUCCAGCUAAGGAUGAGGCGGCGAAGAAGACGUACGAUUACGGCGGAAAAGGCGCGGUCGGGAAGGUCUGCCAGGUCAUCGGUGCCAUUGUCGAUGUGAGAUUCGAGGAUCAGGAAGGUCUGCCUCCGAUCAUGACGUCUCUCGAGGUGCAGGAUCACCCCACGAGGCUGGUGCUUGAGGUGUCUCAUCAUUUGGGUCAGAAUGUUGUGAGGACUAUUGCUAUGGAUGGUACCGAGGGGCUUGUUCGUGGGAGGCGCGUGCUCAACACUGGCGCUCCGAUCACUGUUCCUGUUGGGAGGGCCACCCUUGGACGUAUCAUGAACGUUCUUGGAGAACCCAUUGACGAGAGAGGCGAAAUUAAGACCGAGCAUUACUUACCCAUCCACAGAGAUGCUCCGGCUUUAGUUGAUCUAGCUACGGGGCAAGAGAUUCUGGCUACUGGAAUUAAGGUUGUUGAUCUGCUUGCUCCUUACCAAAGAGGAGGAAAGAUUGGACUCUUUGGUGGUGCUGGUGUUGGGAAAACUGUGCUCAUUAUGGAGCUGAUUAACAAUGUAGCGAAAGCUCAUGGUGGUUUCUCCGUGUUUGCUGGUGUGGGAGAGCGAACCCGUGAAGGCAAUGACUUGUACCGAGAAAUGAUUGAGAGUGGUGUCAUCAAGCUAGGCGAGAAGCAGUCUGAGAGCAAAUGUGCUCUUGUGUAUGGACAAAUGAACGAGCCCCCGGGUGCCCGUGCCCGUGUUGGACUUACCGGUUUGACUGUUGCUGAGUAUUUCCGUGAUGCCGAAGGCCAAGAUGUGUUGCUCUUCAUUGAUAACAUUUUCCGUUUCACUCAGGCCAACUCUGAAGUGUCUGCUUUGCUCGGACGUAUCCCAUCUGCUGUCGGUUACCAGCCAACUCUGGCAUCUGAUCUUGGUGCUCUUCAAGAGCGAAUCACAACCACCAAGAAAGGUUCCAUCACAUCAGUCCAAGCCAUCUAUGUUCCUGCUGACGAUUUGACAGAUCCUGCUCCAGCCACAACCUUCGCUCACUUGGAUGCCACAACUGUGCUCUCAAGACAGAUUUCUGAGCUUGGUAUCUAUCCUGCUGUGGAUCCUCUGGAUUCAACAUCUCGUAUGCUCUCGCCUCACAUUCUGGGAGAGGAGCACUACAACACAGCUCGUGGUGUGCAAAAAGUGCUACAGAACUACAAGAAUCUGCAAGAUAUUAUUGCCAUUCUCGGAAUGGAUGAGCUAAGUGAAGAUGACAAGCUGACUGUUGCUCGUGCUCGUAAGAUCCAGAGAUUCUUGAGUCAGCCAUUCCAUGUUGCUGAGAUCUUCACGGGUGCCCCCGGAAAAUACGUAGACCUCAAGGAAAACAUCAACAGUUUCCAGGGCUUGCUGGAUGGUAAGUACGAUGAUCUUCCUGAACAAUCAUUCUACAUGGUUGGUGGCAUUGACGAGGUGGUUGCUAAGGCAGAGAAGAUCUCCAAGGAGGCAGCAGCUUAAGAGAGCUUGAUUCACCUCUUCUGGAUGCUUAAUACUUCACAUCUUCAUCUUUUUUUUUGUUGACAAUAACGAAAAGAAAAACAAAGGCAAUGUUUUAGGCUGAGCUGCGGACGCAUUGUGAUUUACAUCAUUGUGAGUGAGAGAUAGUACGAAGAAAAAACAGAUUCAUUCGUUGUAGUUUUUGAUUUGGAAUAAAGGAGACAAAUGUUUUCAAUCUCUCCCCACUUGAAAUGACAAUUUCGUACUGUAA
Brassica oleracea var. oleracea is the source of this 1977-nucleotide messenger RNA. RefSeq names its product ATP synthase subunit beta-3, mitochondrial-like. The transcript is spliced from 9 exons. The record is from RefSeq and is a predicted model, not a curated record. Lineage: Eukaryota; Viridiplantae; Streptophyta; Magnoliopsida; Brassicales; Brassicaceae. Gene Ontology annotation, molecular function: ATP binding; proton-transporting ATP synthase activity, rotational mechanism; ATP hydrolysis activity. Gene Ontology annotation, biological process: proton transmembrane transport; proton motive force-driven mitochondrial ATP synthesis. The coding region runs from base 57 to 1727 and encodes 556 amino acids.